Molecule: messenger RNA, 1416 nt
Organism: Pichia membranifaciens NRRL Y-2026
Lineage: Eukaryota; Fungi; Ascomycota; Pichiomycetes; Pichiales; Pichiaceae
Exons: 1
Coding region: 1-1416 (471 amino acids)
Biological process (GO): GABA catabolic process
Cellular component (GO): mitochondrion
Molecular function (GO): pyridoxal phosphate binding
Source: RefSeq, a predicted model, not a curated record
AUGUCUUACACAUCCAAGUUAUUCCCAGAAGAGCCAGCUGCUCCUUCGGUUGUGACCGAAUCCAUUCCAGGCCCAAAGGGUCAAGAGGCCAUCAAGACUCUUGGUGACGUCUUCGAUAACAGAUGUACCUACUUUGUUGCCGACUACGAAAAGUCCACUGGUAACUACAUCAUUGAUGUCGACGGAAACGUUCUGUUGGACGCAUACUGUCAGGUUGCUUCCAUCGCUUUGGGCUACAACAACCCAAACUUGAUCAAGGCUGCAAGAUCCGACAAGAUGAUCAGAGCUAUUGUUGACAGACCAGCUUUGGGUAACUUCCCUGGUGCUGAUUUCGAAACUCUCCAGAAGGACUUGUUGAAGCACGCUCCAAAGGGCCAAACCCACGUCUGGAACGGUUUGUCUGGUGCCGACGCCAACGAAUUAGCUUUCAAGGCUGUUUUCUUCAACUACCAAUCCAAGAAGAGAGGUUUCAGCAAAAACUUCUCAGCUGAAGAAGAAGAAACCUGUAUGUUGAACCAAGCUCCCGGUAACCCAGAAAUUGCUAUUCUCUCCUUCAAGAAGGCUUUCCACGGUAGAUUAUUUGCCUCCGGUUCCGUCACCAGAUCUAAGCCAGUCCAUAAGAUGGACAUGCCAUCUUUCGAAUGGCCAACUGCUGAAUUUCCAGCUUACAAGUACCCAUUGGAAGCUAACGCAGAAGCCAACAAGCAAGAAGAUGCAAGAUGUCUUGCAAUCGUUGAAGACAGACUCCAAAACUGGAAAUGCCCAAUUGCUGGUGUCAUUGUUGAACCAGUUCAAUCUGAGGGUGGUGACAACCACGCUUCUGCUGUCUUUUUUCAGGGCUUGAGAGACCUUACCUUGAAGUAUGGUGCUAAGUUGAUUAUCGACGAAGUUCAAGCUGGUUGUGGUGGUACCGGUAUCAUGUGGGACCACGAGAGAUACAACAUUACCCCACCUCCUGACCUUGUCACUUUCUCCAAGAAGAUGCAAUCUGCAGGUUACUGGUUCCAUGACCCUGAAUUCAUUCCAAACAUGCCAUACAGACAGUUCAACACUUGGUGUGGUGAUCCAAAGGGUAUUAUUAUGGCUGCUGCCAUCUGUGAUGAAAUUAAGGACAACAACUUGUUGGAACCAUUGAGAGAGACUGGUCUUUACUUCUACAACCAAUUGGAGGCUCUUCAAACUAAAUACCCACAAUUCAUCACCAACUUGAGAGGUAAGGGUAAAGCAUGUUUUCUUGCUUUUGACAUGCCUUCUGGCGAAAAGAGAGCCGAGUUCUUGGGCAAGAUGAGAUUAGCCGGUAUCAAUGUCGGUGGUUGCGCUGAAGUUGGUGUUAGAUUAAGACCUGGAUUAAUCUUUGAAAACAAGCACGUCGACAUCUUCAUUGCUGCAAUGGAAAAGGUGCUCCCAACUUUAUAA